CUCUGCUGACUCCGCCUGCCCAGUGCCCUGUGCACGAGCAGCGCGCGCACGCUGGAGUUUGGGGUAGUUUGGGAUUUUUGCCCCCGGAGGAAUUCUCUUACCCCGCGGAUUAAUCUCUCAGCAGAGGGGGCGAUGUUGGGUUGUGGGCGGUCCUGGUUGGUGGUCUUCGCUCUGUUCCAGGCUGGACUGACCCUGGAGAACAGCUGUUCUGAGCACUGUAGAGCCUGUGGAGGACCUGAGAGAGACCAGUGCCUGCAGUGCCAGCCAGGGUUCACCCUCCAUGACAACGAGUGUGUGGAUAUCGACGAGUGCGGCACAGAGCUGGACAAGUGCCCCUCAAACACAUACUGCAUCAACACACACUCCUCAUACGAGUGCAGAGGGUGUGACAGGGCGUGUGUGGGCUGUAUGGGUGGGGGUCCUGCUCGCUGUAAGAAAUGUGCCCCUGGUUUUAUAUCUAUGGGUGUAAAGUGUGUAGAUGUAGACGAGUGCAGUGAGGAGGUUCUGGCCUGUUCUGAUAUAAACGCUCUGUGUGUGAAUACGGAGGGGUCCUUCCAGUGCCAGUGUGCUCCGGGCUUCACACGCCGAGACAGUGUGUGUGUGAGGAUUCAGCAGCCAGUGGGUGAGGAGAGGAGUCUGCUGGAUGAGCUGCAGGAGGAGGAGGUGGAGGUGUUGAAGCAGAUGUUUUUUGGGGUGGUGCUGUGCGCUCUGGCUACGCUGGCCGCUAAAGGGGACAUGGUCUUCACCUCCAUUUUUAUGGGGGCGGUCGCGGCCGUGGCGGGAUACUGGCUGUCGGACAAGACUGACCGCAUGCUGGGGAGCUUCAUGAAGGGCCGGUGAAGAUCACUGGAGGAGGGAGUAGACAGACUACUGGAACCGCAGGAACGUUUCGUUUGUGUCACUGUAGCUCUACAAACAGAAUUAUGGAUUUAUUAUAGAAAUCAGUGGAUUUAAAGCAGUGUGUUAACUACAUGCACUUCAUAAGUUCUGUAGUUAUGUGAUUAUUCACAUAAUCUAAAUUUAAAGGAGAACUCUGGUGUAAAAUGGACUUUUGUUGUAGUAAAACAUGAUAAAAAGUUCUGAGAUCCAGAAAUUUUAACAGUUUGUCUAAAAACACCCUUCAGACUUGGAGACACGGGGCAUAAUUUACCCCGAUAAAUCACUUUUUCCACCGUUAUCCAGCUCAAAGUAGCUCUACACCUCCUUACUAGAAUCCGGAGAGCCCUGACAUUUAAAACAAGGCAUUACUAACUUAAAAAGUGCACAAAAAGCUGAUUAAAAACCUCUGUUUCCGUCCCAUAAUAACGCUAGCUUAAUCUCCGAGCACCACCAUUACUGUGUACUGAAAAUAACACAGACAUAUAUAUAUAUAUAUAUAUACAUAGACUCUACAUAGCGUAGCAGCAAGCACCAGGAGGCAGGCUAUAUGGAGUCUAUGUAUAUAUAUAUGUCUGUGUCAUUAUCAGUACAAAGAUGGUGGCGCCCAGAGCUGCAAAGAAGCAUUACAGGAUGUAAACAGUGGGUUUUAAUAAGCUUUUUGUGCACUUUUUAAGUUAUUAAUGCCUCGUUUUAAAUGUCAGGACUCUCCAGAUUCUAGCCAGGAGGUGUGGAGCUACUUUGAGUAAUCAGAUUUCUCAGUGCAUGUAUACACUUUACUGGGAUAUCUCUAUCUGUGCAUGGAUUUAAACAAUCAUUUUUUUUCAAAUAAUUUAGUUAUAUUACAUUUCAUUUAUUACGUCAAGUCUCAUUCUCUUGAGUUUAUUGGAUUGGUAUAAAGCAAACAUUUUAAUUACUCAUAUAAACUCAUAUAAAUUUCGAGUUUUUGCUUUAUCUAAUUACCCAAAUUCUGUUCUGCAGUAAAUUUGAAUUUAUAAAGUGCAUGUGAACACAUUCAGUGUUUCUUAAACUGGGGGUUAGUGGUGAUGUACUGUAUGUAACAUCCUCAAGAGCUGUGGAGGAGAACCAUGGAAAUGUGCACUAAAAUCUAUAUGAAAAAUGUAACAAUUAACUUUUAUGGCCUGUUAAUAGCCUUUAAUACUGAACAUUAAUAUUAACAGUAGUAUUAACUGUAUUAAACCCUGUUUCUUUGUGUAGAACAGAAAGCAGUGAAAUACUAAAGACACAUCAUGUAUAACAGCACUAAAAAAUCAUCAUACACACAUCUAAUAAAACCCAAAACAUUGUGCUUGUUAUAAAACGCAGGGAUGCAGGAAAAUAGUAUGUUUUAAUAUUAUAAUAUUAAUAUUAUUUAAUAUUACCACUCACUCUGGACAGUGUGAGCGUGGGAGGUAUUGAGAAAUAAUUGUCCAUUUGAACAGACGAGUGAAUUUAGCAUAAAUCACAUAGCAAAACAGCAACUUUACAGGAGAGAGAAAAAACUUUGUAAACUUUCAAUGGAAGUGAAUGUAAAAAGAGUUUAUUUCAGAUCAUUUUGAAGAGUUUCUAUUGGUCCGUUCAUCAAGAAAUUUCGGCACAGUAUAGGGGACGGUUUAUCUGUUCAAAUUAUGUAGUAAACUAAAAUUCAACAAAAAUGGAGAUAAGUGUUUUUCAUAGGACCCCUCACAAAAAUGAUACUUGUUCCUGUCCCAUGACUUUUGGCAUAAAUAAGUAUAAUUAAUUGUUUUAUGUUUUUAUGUCUUUUCAUGUUUGUUUCUGUUUUUUUGUUGUUUAUAUAUUGAGGAGUAUUGUCUUUUAUAUUUCCCCUGCUCUGAUAGUUUAGUUUGUUUUUUUGUUUUUUCGACCUUAUCAUGUAAAUAUAAAUAAACAUACAUUAUUAACCUCC
Messenger RNA from Astyanax mexicanus (Mexican tetra), 2782 nucleotides. It is a transcript of the gene creld1a, whose product is annotated as protein disulfide isomerase CRELD1. The coding region runs from base 133 to 840 and encodes 235 amino acids. The record is from RefSeq and is a predicted model, not a curated record. NCBI's taxonomy places the organism in Eukaryota, Metazoa, Chordata, Actinopteri, Characiformes, Acestrorhamphidae. The transcript is spliced from 6 exons. Gene Ontology annotation, molecular function: calcium ion binding.